Messenger RNA from Marasmius oreades (fairy-ring Marasmius), 2472 nucleotides. RefSeq lists its product as uncharacterized. Gene Ontology annotation, molecular function: protein kinase activity; ATP binding. The transcript has 4 exons. Bases 30 to 2345 code for a protein of 771 amino acids. Gene Ontology annotation, biological process: protein phosphorylation. The record is from RefSeq and is a predicted model, not a curated record. NCBI's taxonomy places the organism in Eukaryota, Fungi, Basidiomycota, Agaricomycetes, Agaricales, Marasmiaceae.
UUCCCCUCCAUCCACUCUCCGUACUCACCAUGGCUCCUGUUCCUUCCAAUGAAAUACUCGAAAAUCUACCAGACUCGAAUCAAGUAACUAAAGAGGGCGGCCAGGACGUCGAAUUUCCAGCACAGAACAGCGAACGGCCUGUAACUCCCCCUCAGGCUGCUGGCCAGGGAACGAAAUCUGACAAGUUACACGAAACGCCCUUGAAGUACUCUGCCUCCUCUCAUAAUCAGUGUACUUCUAUGCACUAUCAACGGGACGCAAGGUACCGUCAGGCCGAGUCAGAGAAUCAAGGAAAGUUCAUCUCAAUGGAUCCGGAACGAUUUUUGGAUCUGUUCUUGCCAGCUGAUCCUACCAAGCCCUUCAACCACAAUGACACUGCUCAAGAAAAUUUCGAGGAUGCCGCGAAGUGUGAAAGAGAAAAGGAAUCAUAUCCAUUCCUCAGCAAGGCUCUCUCGGAAUAUUGUCCCUCUCUAGAAAUCAUCAAUACCAGUAAACAUCCUACGACUGUGAUUUGGGGUAGACAGGAAGUGGAGAUCAAACCAGACAUUUCGGCAUAUCUGAAGGGUGGGCGUGCCACAGGCCAGGAUAGUGCGGUGGACAUAGACAAAGUGGAGGUCAUGAUCGAAGGCAAAUGGACCAUGUCAGAUGAUGCCUUCGAUGACACUGGGAAAGGCUUCGAGCGGAACAGUGGCCAGGGGAAGGAUACCCGUGGACAGAUUACAGCGUACGCCGCCGCCCAACUUGCUCGCCAACAUAGGACCCAUUGCUUCUCCGUCUUGUUCGUGAAAGAUUCAGCUCGUCUUAUCCGAUGGGAUCGAGCAGGCGCGAUUGCCACCAAGAAAUUCAACUUUGUCAAAGAGCACUGGCUAGCGAUGUUUUUUCACAGAUACAACUUCGCAUCGCCAUCAACUCGUGGAGUCGAUACCUCUGUUGAGCAACUUCUAGGUAUUGAUCCGCUCGUGAAGGAAGCACGGAAGGCAUUGGGGACCCAAUCCGACGAACUAUUGUACAAGUUCAAGAUCGUUGACGACGAGACGGGAGUCAUCACGUACUACAUUGGUUCGAAGCCAUUGUUCAAUUUCGGAAGCUCUUUUACCGGACGCUGCACUCGCUGCUACAAGUUAUAUGAUAUAAAGAGGGAGAGAAUUGUGUUCAUGAAGGACACUUGGCGAGUUGAUGCAAAGGAUGUGAUGAAGGAGGGGGAGGUCUACCGGCUCUUGAGAGAACGUGGUGUGCCCAACAUCCUUACACUCGUCACUUAUGGGGACGUGCGACACCAGGACAAUUCGACUCAACCCACGCAGACUCAACAUUUCAGGCAGAUGAGGGGACACUGUCACGCUCGUCUCGUCUUUGAAGAGAUUGGUCGGGACCUGACGCACUUCAACACUACGGGAGAGAUAGUGAGUGCAAUUAUGGAUGCAAUACAAGCUCAUAAGGGGGCCUAUGAAGACGCUCGAAUCAUGCAUCGCGAUGUCAGCGUCGGAAAUAUACUGAUCUUGGAUAAUGGGAAGGGGGUGCUCAUCGACUGGGAUCUCAGCAAAUCUCUCGAUAAGAAAGGCACGCCUCGGCAGAACGAACGAACGGGCACAUGGCAGUUCAUGUCAGCCAGUCUGUUGGCCAAUCCUAGCGCGCCUGUACACGAGCUCGCCGAUGACCUUGAAUCAUUCUACCAUGUUCUGGUUUGGGUUGUGUUGAAGUUCACUCCACAUCCGUUGCACAAACGCGACUUGAUGCACCUGUUGCAGACGCGUUUCGACGAGACAAUUCCCAGAACGGGGGAGGUUCCCGUCGGAGGAGGACAGAAAAAGGUACAUUUCCAAAGCAGCUACAUGCGAAACGAAACCCCACUUCCCCAGGGCGAGCUGCGUAACCUCAUCGUCGAUUUAGAGGCAGUCCUUCGAAUCCGAUACGCCAAACCAACACAAGCAGAGACCGAAGCCCUAGCGCUGUGGGAAGGCUUGUAUUCGGAAGGGUCGAUAGACGAACAAAAAUACAGAAAUCAAAAACACGCCAACUACGCCUGGCAACAUAGCCAAUACGCAGAACGCCUGACCAGUCAUGCCUGGAUGCUUUCCCGUUUCCGUCAAGCUGCUAGCCUAAAGGAUAGCAUGUUGGACCAACGGGUCGUGCAUGAUGUGACUCCCUCGAACCAAAGCGAGCAAGAAACACGAGUACGGAAGAGGUCGAGCGAAUUGGAGUCGGAGGACCCUCCUCCGGCCCAGCGGAGGAGGUUGGAUAGAGCUGCCAAGAGUGCUGUCGGUGGGUACUCUGACGAUCCAAAUCCGGAAGAUGAAGAGGAUUCGCCGAUGAAGGAUGAUCAUGACAAGGAUUACAAACCAUAGGGCACGCUAGUCGGCAUUCGUUGAACCUCACAACUUCGUCCAUAUGUAUUCGUAUCUAGCAACUGCAUGUUUGUAUUACUACAGUGAUUUCGUGAUUCCUUCUAUAGACAAUUGUAUCAUAGUAGCU